CUCAUAGUUCAAUGGCCUAUGGACAGCUAUCGUUCUUAUCGAUAACCUCGCGCUCGUAUGGAGGAGUCGUAUAAAGCGUUCGGCAAAUUUCCCCCGAGUCAAGCGAUACGGCGAGUGAUUCCGUCGUAGAUGCGGACUUUUGUACAUUUCUAAAACGACACAAUAACAACUGCGGCCGCUCGUCUCAUCUGUGAGCCCAGAGCAACGCGACAAUCGAGAGGAUAAAUGCGCCCGACGGAAGGGAGUAUCCGAGCCGUGGAGAGGCUACGUAGAAUUAAGGAGAUUUAGCGUUUAAUCGUUCGCAACAUCCGAUCGUCGAGGGAAGAGACGUGAAAGGUAGACCAGUAACGUGUUCGACCGCUUCGGAGAGAAAAUGACCGUCAUGGGCUUCUUCGGUUGCGCCUUCCUGGCUUUCGGUCCGCCGCUGGCAAUGUUUACGUUUACCAUCGCCGCCGAGCCUAUCAGAAUAAUCAUACUGAUAGCCAGCGCCUUUUUUUGGCUCAUCUCUUUGUUAUUGUCGUCGGGGCUCUGGUACGCCGUUGUACCAUUGCAGAAUCAUCUCGCAUUUGGAUUGGUAUUUUCUGUGCUGUUUCAAGAAGGCUUCAGGUAUCUGUUAUACUGGGUGUUGCGUAAAGCUGAAAGAGGCUUAGAGAAGGUCACGACAACUCAUGUAGCAGACAGCAGGCACGUAUUCGCUUAUGUAUGUGGGUUAGGUUUCGGUUUCAUGAGCGGCACCUUUGCCUUGGUCAAUGUCCUGGCUGACGCAGUAGGACCUGGCACCAUGGGAUUACGACAGGGCACAGAAUAUUUCUUCGUGAUAUCGGCGGCGUUCACUCUAUGUUUCAUCCUGCUGCACACAUUUUGGGGCGUCAUUUUCUUCUCAGCUCUGGACAGGAAGCACUGGGGACAAAUUAUCUGGGUUGUUGGGUCGCAUCUGUUCGUUUCCUGCAUGACGUUACUCAAUCGAUACCAGGCUUAUGCGGCCAGUAUCCUGUCUGCUUACAUAGUACUGAUGAUAACUACCGCGCUUGCGUUCAGAAUCGCAGGUGGGAGGACGCAGAGUAUAAUUCAUUGUUUCCUGAGAAAAUAAAACAGUUAAAGGGCAGUCCCAAAAUUACUUGACGCGUUCGUGGCAUGUGGAUAUCUUAUCUUUCGAUGGAUGUGAGCGUAAACACAAUAAGGUACAUUCUCUCUCUUUAAACGAUAGAUCACGAGAGAAUCGUUCGUUGCUCCGUUAUAUGAUGAUUGUAUAAGGACGACGCAUUGGGCAGAAUAUUUUUAUUCCGUGAAGUUACUGAGAAGGCCAAUGUGAAAAAAUAUAACUGUAUUAUAUCGUUGAUAAAUUUCAAGUGUGUGUGUGUGUGUGUGGCUAAACAAGAUAUUUCGCUAUAUUCCGUGUAUAAUACAUCCACUUGACCAAACCACGAGCGAGGAGUGAGUUUCACGCUGUACGAAUGUGUGAUGCGUUACAACUGACAGCGAACUUGACCGUCUGCGCUCUGCACCGGUGGUAAAUACUGAGAAUGCCUGUUACCCGCGCGAAGUUGUCCGAACGUAAAAUGUAAGCGCCUUAUUAUCGCGAUAUUAUUAUAUAAUUUAGCGAAAUGCGUCUCCGUCGAUUUUAUCGGCCAGGGUGCUUCCGUUACGCUUUUACACUUAAAUAACACUACUUGUAACUUCGGUAUGUACCAGUAUGAAUUAGCGCAGACGGUCGAAUUUGAGUUUCAAAAUAUCUCCUUAUAUGGAAAUGAAAGAGAGAGAAAGGAAGUGAGUGAACGGGAGGGAGAAUGCCUCAAAAUGGUGUUUCCCCCUCUCCCUCGAAAAGAGGGAGGAAGACUGUAGAACAUUACGAAUAUUUUUGGUCAAGCCGCUCCUAGUCCGUCCCUUAAUCCAUCGAAAUAGUUAUGCGACGGAUUCACGAUAGCAUCUCAAUCCAGAACGUGAUGUCGAAUUGUAUAGUAUUCCCUUGUGUAUUUUGAAGAGAAAAAAAAUAUUUACUAAAACGUGUGUGCGUGUGUGUGUGUGUGUGUGUCGUGUGAAUGUGAUUAUAUAUUGUGAUGAUACGUGUAUCGUAGCCACGUAUGUGUUAUAUGUAUAUAUGUACGCGUCUACGAUGAAUAUAUUACGUUAAACACAAUGUAUAUUUGUGCAUCAAAUUGCGCCUUAAGAAUAAAUACUUUAACUAAAUUAAAAAACGAAGGAACGGUUAAACUUUAAGGAAAUGUUCGUUACUUUUUGUAAGUGAGAGGAUAGGAGAAGUCAAGCCGAUAAUUACAUACCUAAGAUAAUUACUGUAUAACAUUAAUAUUAAUAUUGUUAUAUCAAUUACACUGUAUAACAUUCCUCCAAUCACUGCAACUCGCAAUCGUUUAUUAUCCAACUCACAUUUGCAUUUCAUAUGGCAAUCAAAUAAAACUAAUUUUUGUACAA
Messenger RNA from Dinoponera quadriceps, 2430 nucleotides. It is a transcript of the gene aph-1, whose product is annotated as gamma-secretase subunit Aph-1. Gene Ontology annotation, biological process: protein processing; positive regulation of catalytic activity; Notch signaling pathway. The record is from RefSeq and is a predicted model, not a curated record. The transcript has 2 exons. The coding region runs from base 374 to 1090 and encodes 238 amino acids. Gene Ontology annotation, cellular component: endoplasmic reticulum; gamma-secretase complex; membrane. Gene Ontology annotation, molecular function: protein-macromolecule adaptor activity. NCBI's taxonomy places the organism in Eukaryota, Metazoa, Arthropoda, Insecta, Hymenoptera, Formicidae.